GUUGUCAUGGCUCUUCGUAUCCCGGUAUCAUUCCUCCUCCUGUCACCUCUGCGAGCAGUUGCCAGUCCCGCGAGCAGAACAAGAGCCAUGUCCAUAAAGGUUGGAGAUCAACUUCCUAAUGUGCAGGUGUAUGAGGGGGGGCCUGGGAACAAGGUCAACAUCAGAGAUUUGUUCACUAACAAGAAGGGGGUGCUGUUUGGUGUCCCUGGGGCAUUCACUCCUGGCUGCUCUAAGACACAUCUGCCGGGGUAUGUAGCUCAGGCAGCAGAGCUGAAAUCCCGCGGAGCAGCAGUUGUUGCUUGCAUCUCUGUUAAUGACGUGUUUGUAGUGAGCGAAUGGGGAAAGGUGCAUGAAGCAGAAGGGAAGGUUUGCAUGCUGGCAGAUCCCUGUGGAGAAUUUGCCAAGGCGUGUGGGCUUCUUUUGGACAAAAAGGAAUUAUCAGAAUUAUUUGGAAAUCAGCGUUGCAAAAGAUUUUCUAUGGUGGUUGAAGAUGGAAAAAUUAAAGCCAUUAAUGUAGAAGAAGACGGGACUGGUCUGACCUGCAGCCUGGCAGGAAACAUAAUAUCUCAGCUUUAAGAGACGACUUGAGAGUCAAAAUGUAACUGCUCUCCGUUAGACAAGAUCACUACAAACACGUUUUGUCUAUGUUACACAAAUAUUAAAUAAAUGGCUAUAUGAACAGU
Molecule: messenger RNA, 683 nt
Organism: Xenopus laevis (African clawed frog)
Lineage: Eukaryota; Metazoa; Chordata; Amphibia; Anura; Pipidae
Gene: prdx5.L
Product: peroxiredoxin 5 L homeolog
Biological process (GO): cell redox homeostasis; hydrogen peroxide catabolic process; cellular oxidant detoxification
Cellular component (GO): peroxisomal matrix; cytoplasm; mitochondrion
Molecular function (GO): oxidoreductase activity; thioredoxin-dependent peroxiredoxin activity
Source: RefSeq, marked provisional